Messenger RNA from Pochonia chlamydosporia 170, 2301 nucleotides. Its product is annotated as PtaB protein. The transcript has 6 exons. The coding region runs from base 1 to 2301 and encodes 766 amino acids. NCBI's taxonomy places the organism in Eukaryota, Fungi, Ascomycota, Sordariomycetes, Hypocreales, Clavicipitaceae. Gene Ontology annotation, cellular component: nucleus; transcription regulator complex. Gene Ontology annotation, biological process: negative regulation of transcription by RNA polymerase II; positive regulation of transcription by RNA polymerase II. The record is from RefSeq and is a predicted model, not a curated record.
AUGGGCCCAAACUUCACAGGGCAUCCCGCUGGGAUGGGACAUCCUGGCGUCGCCGGACACCCCAUGGGACCUGGCAUGCCUCCUAACUCUGCACAAGGUGCACCUGGCGGUGGAAUGCCGCAGCAGUUCGCUGGAGCUCACAUGGCCGUUGGCCCAGGAGGACAAGUAAAUCCUGCCUUGAUGGGUGCGAUGCCACCAGGUGCCAAUCCUCAUGCUCAUGCCUUACAGCACUUGAAUCCUGCCCAGCAGCAAAUGUUCCAGCAGCAGCACCAGCAGCAGCUGCAAAAUCAAUUCAACAACCCGAGCGCGAUGGCCGCUAUGCGCCAGCAGCAACUCCUCCAACACCAACAGCAGCAGGCGAGACAGGCUUUCAUGGCCCAGCAGGCUAUCCAAGCCAACAUGCAAGUCGGCGUCAAUGGCAUGCCUAUGGGAAUGCAACUAAGCCAGCUCAAUCCGCAACAGAUACAGCAGCUUCGCCAGGCCGGAAGGAUUGGACCUGGCCAGCACCCACAAGCCCAAGCUAUCAUGGCUCAUCAUAUCGCACUCCAGCAGCAACAGCAACAACAACAGCAGCAGCAGCAGCAGCAGCAACAACAACAACAACAGCAACAGCAACAAGCUGCUCAGAACCAGCAAAUGGCUGGAAACCCCGGACAGCCGAUGGGAAUGAAUGCUCAGGGUAUGGCUAAUGUGCAACAACAACAGCAACAACAACAGCAGCAGCAGCAACAGGCUCAAAUGGGAGCUGCUGGACAGAACCAGAUGGGCCAACCGCAACAAGGCGGUCAACCAGGUCAAGGCCAACCGCAGGCACAAGGUCAAGCUCAGCAAUCGCAACCAGGACCGCAAGCUCAACAGACACCUCAGCAAGGCUCUCAAGCAGGCACUCCGGCACCAAGCGGCCAGCAGACGCCAGCCCAAACGCCCGCGCCACCUACUCCGUCUCAACCGACUCCGCAGCAGACACAGAAUGCUCAGCAGCAGCAACAACAACCUCAAGGUCAACCUCAGCAGCCUGGUCAGCCGCAACAGGGCCCGGGCUCAGCACCACAAAUGAAUGUUGCUGCGGCUGCGGCGGCGCAACAGUUGGCCAUGUCGAACAACAUGUUUCAGCAGGCGCAGCGCAGAGAGGGCCUGAAAGGACAAUGUCUUUUGAAGUUGAUGCAGUUUUCCGAACACUUGAGUGGAUUUCCCGGGGCCAAGGCAAAGGACGACCUGUCGUACUGGAAUGGCUUUGUAGCGAGGUUCUUUUCUAACCACGGCCUUCUACGUCAUUCAGUCCUCAUAAACGAUGGCGAUGAGUCAACCGACAAGCAAUAUGAGAUUGCUUUCCCGGCCAUUGCUCGCUACUUUCACACGCAUUUCAGUAGCGGUGUCAGGAGUAUGCAGCUGAUUAUGGAUAAGGGGCUCACUGACCGUCCCAUGCCUGGCGAAGGUCACUGCAUCGAGAAUCAAAGGGCCAGUCUUGUUUACUGGUUCGAGGCCGGCUCACAUCUCGUCGCCACUGGCACUCUCCGAGUUCAGUUUGAUGGGGAACAGCGUAUCGAACUGUUUGAAUUCGUGACCACCGGACACGAAGAAUACAUAUCAAGGAAGCAAGUCAUCGAUGCUGCCAAGCCUGCCCACAUGUGGAUCAAAGAAUGGCACAAAGUCAACUCUCAAGACGGCAAAACUUCUCCUGAGAUGUCGAAGAAGAGCAAGGCGAAGCAGCUGAAGUCACCGCAGACGCAACCACCGGAAGUCCUCGUUGACUUGCCUGAUAAGGCCGUUAACAGCAAAGGAGUCACCGAGGCUGUGCAUCAAUUCUUAGAGAUUGUCGAGGUCAUGGGUCAAAUGCACCCACUCUUCGGAUUCUGCCAAGGCAAUCCCGGCGUUGGGCCUUACGCUGCUCUGGAGCAAUACGUCGGAACGUUUAUCAACGGACAGGCUCAGUCAGUGAACGGCCAGCCAAUGCCCCAAGGCGGUCCCCGAACACCGAGCUUUGGGCAGUUCCCGAUGGGCGCGAGUCCAGCAGCCGCACAUAUGAACCUCCCUGGAUCACCACACGUCGGCAGCCCAGCUCCUGGACAAAUGCAGGCGCCUGGCAUGCAACUUCAACCUAGUCAGCAAGGAACUAGUUCAAGUGGACCUAGCGCCAAUACUUCACCAGCGUCCAACAAGCGCCGACGACCGUCAGGUGUCAAGACGGAAGACGAUGGCUCCGGAGCAGGCACACCAGGUGGCGCGCAAGUCAACGGUGUAGGCAGAGGGAAGCCGCCUACUCCUCGAAUGCCAAAGCGCGUUAAAGGAAAUCCUUCAUGA